Messenger RNA from Rhipicephalus sanguineus (brown dog tick), 1478 nucleotides. Its product is annotated as F-box only protein 9. Gene Ontology annotation, molecular function: protein binding. The transcript is spliced from 13 exons. Lineage: Eukaryota; Metazoa; Arthropoda; Arachnida; Ixodida; Ixodidae. Gene Ontology annotation, cellular component: SCF ubiquitin ligase complex. Gene Ontology annotation, biological process: SCF-dependent proteasomal ubiquitin-dependent protein catabolic process. The record is from RefSeq and is a predicted model, not a curated record. The coding region runs from base 123 to 1271 and encodes 382 amino acids.
GGUGGGCAUUUCUAAAAGCAUGGCGGCUGUUGUGAAGGCACGGCGAUACCGGAAUUGCGUGCUUCGCUAUAAUUCCGACCGCGAGUGUAGCGCUUGAGUAGUUGCAUCUGAUAUUAUCAAAUAUGGACAAUCAGCAGCCUCCUAUGCAAGGUGGUGCGGAUGAUGGGGCAGCAGAAGAGGACGACGAGGAACGGCACCUGAUUGAGAAAGCCAAGCAGAUUUACCUGAAAGGGGUGUCUGCCGAGAGAGCUGGACGAAUGCAUGAUGCCAUCUCACACUACAGGAGAGCUUUACAAAUUGUCCCAGACAUUGAAUUCCGUUUUGCCAGCGACAGCGAAUGGUCAGUAGAUGAGGAAAGCAGGGGCUCAGAAACAGAGUGUGAUGAUAAUGACUCAUCCUGUGACAAUGACAACAGUGUGCCCCUUCAUCAGCGCAUCAAAAUGAGAACUUCAUCGGCUAAUGUCUGCUCUGUGGCCUUGGAACAAAAAGCUACACACAUCUCUGACCUUCCUCGGGAAGUAUUCAUGUUUAUACUGCGAUGGGUGGUCUCUUCGGACUUGGACAUUCUGUCACUUGAAGCGGUGUCAAAGUCUAUGCAGGUCUGCCGUGGCUUCUACCUCUGUGCAAGGGACCCUGAGCUUUGGCACACCGCUUGUGUCAGGACAUGGGGUGAAGAUUGCGGUCAAUUGAACCAGUACGACUCUUGGAGAGAAAUGUACAUUUGCCGACCUCGGAUCUGUUACAAUGGCGUCUACAUCAACCGAACCACCUAUGUGAGGCAUGGCGAGUCAUCGUUCCAAGACUCAAGCUAUCGUCCCUGCUUUCUAGUGGAGUACUUUAGGUACCUGCGCUUCUUUACGGAUGGAGUGGUGCUAAUGCUGACCACACCCGACAACCCAUACGUCUCCCUGGGGAAGCUGCGCUCUCGUCGACCAGCCUAUGCCUCGGUCCUACGAGGAAGCUUCUGGCUGGAAGGAACCCGGGUGAAGGCAGUGCUGAAAAAGCCUGCUAUGAAGACAUUGCGAAAUGCUGGCUGCCGACGAGGUGGCAGGCACAACAAUGAGCCAGACCAAGUCUUUCAUCUGGAGAUGGAGCUGAGAAGCGUGCGAGGCCGUGCAAAUGCACAGCUGGUGUGGACGAGCUAUGCCAUCCACAGCUACUGGCUGGGCCAGGAGACGGUGGCUACGUUUGACUUGACAACCAAUGCUUUUCCACCACUGUGGUUUUCAAGAGUCAAGAGUUUUACUUUAGUCGCAGAAUCCUCACUGUGAUCGGCACACAUUGGACAGGGGUGAAGCAUUAUGGGAGAUGCAUAGGCUUCUUAUCAUGUUGUCAAAGUAUGCUCAUCUCAGUCAUUUUACAAUAUUUUUUUCUUUCCGUAAUUUAAGAAGGCUAGGUGACAAGAAACAAACCAUAUUGGUGUUAGAAAAUGAUUGUUGCAUGUUAUAAUAAAAUUCUAAUUGUCAGAUGUUGUUCAA